Poeciliopsis prolifica (blackstripe livebearer) is the source of this 2730-nucleotide messenger RNA. Its product is annotated as calpain-1 catalytic subunit-like. The record is from RefSeq and is a predicted model, not a curated record. Lineage: Eukaryota; Metazoa; Chordata; Actinopteri; Cyprinodontiformes; Poeciliidae. Gene Ontology annotation, cellular component: cytoplasm. Gene Ontology annotation, biological process: proteolysis. Gene Ontology annotation, molecular function: calcium ion binding; calcium-dependent cysteine-type endopeptidase activity.
AUGUUCAGCAGCGUUUCGGGUCGAAUCCAACAUGCGGACCGGGCCGAGGGCCUGGGCUCGACCCGGCAGGCGGUCCGGUACCAGAACCAGGACUUCUGGGCCCUGAGGGAGGAGUGCCUGCAGAACGGAACCGUCUUCCUGGACCCGCUCUUCCCGGCAGAACCCGGCUCGCUGGGCUUCAAGGAGCUGGGUCCACUCAGCGCCAAGACCCGGGGCGUGGAGUGGCGCCGGCCCACGGAGCUGUCGGCGGAGCCGCGGUUCAUUGUGGGCGGAGCCACCAGGACCGACAUCUGCCAGGGGGCGCUGGGCGACUGCUGGCUGUUGGCUGCUAUCGGCUCUCUGACUCUCAACCAGCAGCUGCUUCAUCGGGUGGUUCCUCAUGGCCAGGACUUCAGCCACCAGUACGCCGGCAUCUUCCACUUCCAGUUCUGGCAGUUUGGCGAGUGGGUGGACGUGGUGAUUGACGACCGGCUGCCGGUUAAAGACGGAGAGCUGCUGUUCGUCCAUUCGGCUGAGGGAAGCGAGUUCUGGAGCGCGCUGCUGGAGAAGGCCUACGCCAAGCUGAAUGGCUCGUAUGAGGCCUUGUCCGGCGGCAGCACCACUGAAGGCUUUGAGGACUUCACUGGAGGCGUGGCGGAGAUGUAUGAGCUGAACAAAGCUCCCAGAGAUCUCUACCGGAUCAUCGGCAAAGCUCUGGAGAGAGGAUCGCUGCUGGGAUGCUCCAUAGACAUCACCAGCGCUUUUGACAUGGAGGCCAUUACCUUCAAGAAGCUGGUGAAAGGCCACGCCUACUCAGUGACCGGUGUCAGACAGGUGGAGCACCGCGGGCGGCGGGAGCGUCUGAUCCGGAUCAGGAACCCCUGGGGUCAGGUGGAGUGGACUGGAGCCUGGAGCGACAGCUCUUCAGAGUGGAAUUCCAUUGAUUCUGCAGAAAAGGAUGAGAUGCUGUGUAAGAUGGAGGAUGGAGAGUUCUGGAUGUCCUUCCAGGAAUUUCUGCAUCAGUUCUCACGUCUGGAGAUUUGCAACCUGACUCCGGAUGCACUGAGUCAGGACGCCACCAGCUUCUGGACCACCGUGACGUACGAGGGCAGCUGGAGGAAAGGAAGCACAGCUGGAGGCUGCAGGAACCACCCCAACACCUUCUGGAUCAACCCUCAGUACAAGAUCACUCUUCUAGAGGAGGACGAUGACCCUGAGGACGACGAGGCCGCCUGCAGCGUCCUGGUGGCUCUGAUGCAGAAGGAUCGCCGCCAGUUCCGCCGCCAUGGCCAGGACAUGCACACCAUCGGCUUCGCCAUCUAUGAGAUUCCCAAGGAGUUCCGAGGUUCUGCAGGUGUCCACAUGAAGAAGGACUUCUUCCUGCGCCGCUCCUCCUGCGCUCGCUCUGAAAGCUUCAUCAACCUGCGGGAGGUGAGCUCCCGGUUCCGCCUCCCGCCCGGAGAGUACCUGAUCGUCCCGUCCACGUUUGAACCCUCGAAGGAGGCAGACUUCGUCCUCAGGGUUUUCACUGAGAAACAGUCUGAGACAGAGGACCUGGACGAUGUGCUGGUGGCAAACCUGGAUGAGGAGGAGGAAAUCUCUGAGCGUGACGUUGACGACUCCUUUAGGUCCUUGUUUGCUCAGCUGUCCGGAGACGACAUGGAGAUCUCGGUGCGGGAGCUCAGAACCGUCCUCAACAGGGUCGUCUCCAAACACAGAGACCUGCAGACGGAUGGAUUCAGCAUGGAGUCCUGCCGGGCCAUGGUCAGCCUUAUGGACAAAGACGGCAGCGCUCGGCUCGGUCUGCUGGAGUUUCAGAUCCUUUGGAACAAGAUUAGGAAGUGGCUGGGGAUCUUCAGAGAGUUUGAUCUGGAUAAGUCUGGCUGCAUGAACUCUUACGAGAUGCGUCUUGCGCUGGAAAACGGCGGGUUCAAACUGAACAACAAGCUGUAUCAGAUGUUGAUCGCUCGAUACGCCGACAGUGAGAUCAUCGACUUUGACAACUUCACUUGUUGCCUGGUCAAACUGGAGACCAUGUUCAGAAUCUUCCAGGGCCUGGACAGAGACGGGACUGGAACUGUGGAGAUGAACCUCAUGGAGUGGCUCUUUGUGACCAUGUGUGGCUGAAACCCAGAGCGCCCCCAAGAGGACAGACUGAGAAGCUGCUGCUGCUCCACUGAGAUACAAAACGUCCACAUUACAGAGUUACUACAUAAUCAUAAUAAUAAUAUAUAAUAAUUACAGGACAGCAAGGCUACAGUGUUGAGCCUCAGUCUGAUUCUAAGUGUAUUUAUUAUAUUAAUUCGUAUUUACCUGUUAAUUAUCAUAACCUUCACUAACAUGCAUGAUUCCACCCAGCUCAGUUUACCCAAGAGGACUCACCUGGUCAGGUGAGACGGCUCGUCCAUCAGUAUUCUCUGAUUGGAGAAUACUGCUGUUCAGCUGUCAUUCACUAUGAUCAGCUGCUUUCAUUUCAGAGCUUAUUUAACAAAAUGUUAGAAAUGGUUCAUCUAAGAAAGUUUCAAUCUCAAAUAGAGAACACAGAUUCAUUCAUUCAUUCAUUUCUACUGACAUGCAGCUGGGCUCCACCGGGUCGUCGAACCAGAACCACCAACAUCCUGCUGUUCCUGAGCUCUUCCUCCCUCCUGCUGUACCAGUUUGACCUGAUAGAGGGCGCUGUAGCUCCUCUGUAUUUAUGCCUGUAAGAACCUGCUCAGGGUUUAUUGAACUUUAAUAAAGUGAAGCAGAUCA